AUGAAUGAACCAUCUUCAAAGAAAAAAAUCAUCGUAAUAGUUGGUACGACUGGUGUGGGUAAAUCAAAAUUCUCAAUUCAACUAGCUGAAAGAUACAAUGGCGAAAUUAUCAAUGCUGACUCAAUGCAAAUGUAUAAAGAUUUAGAUCUAAUAACAAACAAACAUCCAAUCAACGAAAGACAGGGAAUACCUCAUCAUAUCAUGAAUCAUAUACCCUGGGACAAUGAAUACAAUAUCCAUAGAUUUAAAAAUGAAGCGCUAUCUAAAAUUAACCAAAUUCAUUCAAUUAAUAAAAUCCCAAUAAUUAUUGGUGGAACUCAUUAUUAUCUCCAAUCUCUACUAUUCAAAAAUAAAACAAUAACAACAAAUCUCACACAAUUCGAUAACGAAAACACUUUCAACAUCAACAAAUCUGAUACUUAUGAUACUUAUAAUCAAUUAUCAACUGACGAAAAAAAUUUACUAAAAUCAAAUGAUUCCCUGAAAAUUUUUAAUAAACUAAAAGAAAUUGACCCAGUUUUAUCCCAGAAAUUUCAUCCCAACGAUACAAGAAGAAUUAAAAGAGCCUUAGAAAUUUGUCUUUUGACUAACAAAAAAACAAGUGAUUUAUAUCAACAACAAAAUUUAAACCAAAUCUCAGAAUCCUCUUUAAGAUUCAACACUCUAGUCUUUUGGGUCUGGUCAAACCAAUCAAUUUUAAACCAAAGAUUGGACGAUAGAGUAGAUGACAUGAUCAACAAUGGUGCAAUAGAUGAAAUAUCCUCAUUAUAUAAUCUUUAUUUAUCAAAAUCUAUAAAACCUGACUGUCAACAUGGGGUCUGGCAAGUCAUUGGCUUUAAAGAAUUUUUACCUUGGUUAAAUUAUACAAAUCAAAGUGAAAAAAAAAUUGACAACGUUAUCGCUAAAAAGUUAUUCAACCAAUCAGUGGAAAAUAUGAAAAUAAAAACAAGACAAUACUCUAAACAACAAAUUAAAUGGAUUAAAAAAACCCUUUGUUUUGAACUUGCAAAGGAGUCAAAACAUUACUUCAUAAAUGGUGGAUUAAUAUUCUUACUUGACACUUCAAACCUCGAUAAUUGGAACUCCAAUAUCACAAUUAGAUCCCAACAAAUAAUGGAUACAUUUUUAGCCAAUAAAUCUAGUUACAACUUACCUCAAGCACCAGAAGGUUUAACUGAUAUGAUACAAAUUAAUGAAGAAAAAUUUAAUAAGCCAACCUGGAAACAUUAUCAAUGUGAUGUUUGUAAACAGAAAAAUGGCGAUCCUUUAAUAAUAGUUGGCGAGGAAACUUGGAAAAUUCACUUAAAUAGUAACAAACAUAAAUCUACAAUUAAUAGAGGAAAGAGAAAAAAGGAAUAUGAAGAAUGGUUGAAAAAGAAAAAUAUGGAACAUGAUUCAUUAAAUGAUUCUAAUUGA
Messenger RNA from Ascoidea rubescens DSM 1968, 1416 nucleotides. RefSeq names its product tRNA dimethylallyltransferase (gene MOD5). The record is from RefSeq and is a predicted model, not a curated record. Bases 1 to 1416 code for a protein of 471 amino acids. Gene Ontology annotation, cellular component: mitochondrion. Gene Ontology annotation, molecular function: tRNA dimethylallyltransferase activity; ATP binding. The transcript has a single exon. Gene Ontology annotation, biological process: tRNA modification. NCBI's taxonomy places the organism in Eukaryota, Fungi, Ascomycota, Saccharomycetes, Ascoideales, Ascoideaceae.